This is a messenger RNA of Ostreococcus tauri, 1401 nucleotides long. Its product is annotated as unnamed product. The coding region runs from base 1 to 1401 and encodes 466 amino acids. Lineage: Eukaryota; Viridiplantae; Chlorophyta; Mamiellophyceae; Mamiellales; Bathycoccaceae. The transcript has a single exon. The record is from RefSeq and is a predicted model, not a curated record.
AUGGCGAAAGGGUGUUCGAAGUGCUGCAAAAAGGGUGUUGACGUCGAGACGCCGAAGACGGACGACGGCCCGUCGCCAUCGCCGUCGCAAACGAGCUCAGGAUUCAGACAGCACUCGUUGACGAAGCUCCUGGGGGGUGGAAAUCGGAGAAACUCGCAGGAGAGCGAGCGGACGCCCAGGGAUGAUCCAGAUACGCACUACGGGACGGCGGUGGAUGGCGCGACGGACGCGAAGGCUGAGAAACGAUUCAAUCCAAACUUAUUUAAGAAACGCGUGGGUGAUCAUUUAGCGGCGAUGGCAGCGUUGGGGGGGGAGCGACAGCCGCUGAUCGACGCGUCGGAGGAGGAUGAGUUGGAUGAGGCGGACGUCGAGCGAGCCGCGCGCCGGAAGAAACGCGAGGAGCGGAGGAAGCACAAGGACGAGGUCAAGGCUCGAGCGGCGGAAUUAAGGGCGACGCAGAGAAGGUGUUGGAUCGUACUCGUAUUGUUGGUCGUCGUGCUCAUCGUUGCCGUCGGAAUGCUGUUCGGCGACGUGAGGGAACACGUCUCCGGGAUUUGGCCCGCGGAGUCUCAGAACGCGUCGUUGUCGACGAACGAGUCAUCGAACGCGUCCAACGUGACGGUAUCGACGACCCAAACGACACGACCUGCGUUUGGAUCGCCCGCGCGGGAGGUAAAAGACACAGACGAUUGGAACGAUGCGUACGGAGACGACUCGGACGAGAUUGCCGAAGCAGGGAUCUCUCGCGUUGAUGGAGAAGACGCGUCGACGAGCGAGAAUUUCGACAUAGAGUGGAAUGACCCGCGUGUCCGCACGAUUUCACCCAAGGCUUGGCGUCGACACGAGCGCGAGUUAGAAAAACUGAAGCGAGAUGCGAGACGAAACGCCAAGGGCGAUGUAGAGCGCUGGGUCGAGGGCGCGCACAGAGUGGCUGGAGUCGGUGCGAACCCGUUGGAGGACGAGGAGGAUUACGUAGAUAGAUCUGUCGAGCGGGUCGAAACGUCUCCAGGUCUAAUCGUUGAGCGGCGUCGACGAGGAAAAGACGUCGACGGGACGGCUGACGCCUCAGAUGUGCUCAGGCAGUCGCAGGUGUCGAUUCUGUCGCACGGCUUGAUUGCGGACACAGCGAAUUCGGCUCAGAUGCUGAAGACGAUGACGAAGCAAGACGCGGAGGUACGCGGUGACAAAUCAGAAGAACCGACGGAUACCGCAGCCGCUGGUCGCGCGGAACGAAUACCCGCCGCGUUGCCGGAGGUGGAGUCGAGGACCGACGACGCGGAGGCAAAAGAAGACUUUGGCAUGUCCCAGCUGUUCAGGUCGCGCGAUGAGCCCGUCGUGCACGAGCGACAACCAGACCCAGAGUCAACAUUUUCUCUCGCGCCUCGGCGUGCAUUAGGAUGA